AUGGGAUCCACAGCUGAAGGGGGUCCCCCUGCCCUGUUUGAUUGGUUCUUCGAAGCAGCCUACCCUGCCUCCCUGCAGGAAGAUCCCCCCAUCCUGCGCCAGUUCCCCCCAGACUUCCAGGACCAGGAGUCUAUGCAGAUGGUGCCUAAAUUCUGCUUCCCUUUUGAUGUGGAAAGGGAGCCCCCCAGCACCGCUGUACAGCAUUUCACCUUCGCGCUCACGGAUCUGACCGGCACCCGCAGGUUUGGUUUCUGCCGCCUGCGGGCUGGUGCUCUCAGCUGUCUCUGCAUCCUCAGCCACCUGCCUUGGUUUGAGGUAUUCUACAAGCUGCUGAACACAGUGGGGGACCUCCUGGCUCAAGACCAAGUCUCAGAGGUGGACGAACUUCUUCUAAAUCUCCUGCAGCAGCCCCUUCCUGGGACCCAGGCCUCAGUAGGUCUGGACCUGGGCAGUGGAGUAAGGAUUGCCAGUGCACAAGGCCUGCAGUCCCCUGUCCCUGGGAAGAACACGUCGCUUUCCUGCUUCGUGGCUCCCGACUCCGGCCGCCUGCCAUCCAUUCCUGAGAACAGGAACCUAACGGAGCUGGUGGUGGCGGUGACCGACGAGAACAUCGUGGGACUGUUCGCCGCCCUCCUGGCAGAGCGAAGGGUCCUGCUCACGUCUAGCAAACUGAGCACACUGACCUCCUGUGUCCACGCGUCCUGUGCUCUCCUGUAUCCCAUGCGCUGGGAGCACGUGCUGAUCCCCACGCUGCCGCCGCAUUUACUGGACUACUGCUGCGCGCCUAUGCCCUACCUCAUCGGAGUGCACGCCAGUCUCGCUGAGAGAGUGCGGGAGAAAGCCCUGGAGGACGUCGUGAUGAUGAACGUGGACUCCAAUACCUUGGAGACACCCUUCGACGACGUGCAGGCGCUGCCCCCAGACGUGGUGUCUCUACUGAGGCUGCGGCUAAGGAAGGUCGCUCUGGCCCCUGGGGAAGGGGUGUCCCGUCUCUUCCUCAAAGCUCAGGCCCUGCUCUUCGGAGGGUACCGCGAUGCGCUCGUCUGCAGCCCGGGCCAGCCUGUCACCUUCAGUGAAGAAGCCUUCUUGGCCCAGAAACCCGGGGCGCCGCUGCAGGCCUUCCACCGGCGGGCUGUGCACCUGCAGCUGUUCAAACAGUUCAUCGAAGGCCGACUGGAGAAGCUAAACACGGGUGAAGGCUUCUCAGACCUCUUUGAGCAGGAGAUCACUUGUAGUGGGGCCUCCUCAGGGACACUCCGAUCCUACCAGCUUUGGGCAGACAACCUGAAGAAAGGUGGUGGCGCCCUUCUGCACUCCGUCAAGGCCAAGACCCAACCAGCUGUCAGGAACAUGUACCGCUCGGCAAAGAGCGGCUUGAAGGGUGUGCAGAGUCUUCUCAUGUACAAGGAAGGGGACUCUGGCCUGCAGAGGGGGGGCUCCUUGAGGGCCCCUUCCCUCACCAGCCGCUCAGAUCGUCUGCAGCAGCGCCUGCCUAUCACCCAGCACUUUGGACAGAACCGGCCCCUUCGCCCUAGGAGUCGCCCCAGCAGGAGACUCAGGCUGGAAGAGAAGCCCUCUGAGUCCCUGGAAGAGACGACACCCUCCCUGAGCCCAGAGGAUGCUCAGGACCCGUGGGCAGAGGAAGCGCUGGACAGCAGCUUCCUGGGGUCUGGAGAAGAACUGGAUUUGCUAAGUGAGAUAUUGGAUAGCCUGAGCACGAGAGCCACGCGGACUGGUAGCCUGCGGCCCAGCCAGAGUUUAGACUGCUGCCACAGAGAGGACUUGGACAGCUGCCUCAGCCUGCCUGACAUACCCGGAAGAUCGAGUUGGCAAGCAGAUGACGACAAACCUCCAGAGCCCCAGCCCCUGUCCCUGCUGCCUCUGCACACCCCUCAGCCUUUGGAUGCCACAAGCUCCGGGAAGCACCCCACUUGCCAACUGCCUUCAGAGGCCAGCCCAGAAAUUGAGUCUCCAUCCCAGUCUUUGACAGCUUCUGCAGGCCCCAGCAGCAAAGGGUACCCUGGAUCCUCUCCCACUGAGCCCCAGCCUCUCCGCUUCUCCCCUCCCCAUGAAGCAAUUGAAGAUCCCACAGCCCAGGAGGAGCCCUGCUCCCAGCUCUUGGCAGCACCCAGCCAGCCCAGCCCUCCAGAAAGCCCCCGACCUGAGCCCAACUUGGGUGUUACCUGGACAUCCCAAGCCCUUGAUUCUUUCUCGGAUCUGGGUUCCUCAGAGAACCCCAGAGCCCUGCCUUCAGAGGGCCUGCCCGCAGUUCACCUCCAGCCCCUCGAGGAGCCAGAAGCCCCCAGGUCCUCAGCUUCACCUGCAAGCAACUGGCAGGAGCCCCAGGCCAGGAGUGGGCCCAGAGUCGCUGAGCUUAAAAAGUGUUUUGAAGGUUAA
Molecule: messenger RNA, 2397 nt
Organism: Budorcas taxicolor (takin)
Lineage: Eukaryota; Metazoa; Chordata; Mammalia; Artiodactyla; Bovidae
Gene: DENND1C
Product: DENN domain containing 1C
Exons: 23
Coding region: 1-2397 (798 amino acids)
Biological process (GO): endocytosis; endocytic recycling
Cellular component (GO): intracellular membrane-bounded organelle; cytosol
Molecular function (GO): phosphatidylinositol phosphate binding; guanyl-nucleotide exchange factor activity
Source: RefSeq, a predicted model, not a curated record